AUUUUAAAACUCAAAUAAGGCCCCUAGAUUUGCCCUCUUAAUAUGUAUUUAACCAUGUGACCAACCACACAGACUCGAGGGGAGCUCAGGUUCUGCGGUCACGCCCACUGCUCCAUCUAUUUAUAAUCUACUCAACUGCUAUGUUCCUCUCCUUGUUGGCCUUGAUCUUUUGUUGCGUUUGUUGUUUUUGUCACACGGCCCCUAAAUAGCUUCUGACGGGACCCUGAAGGCCUUCCACGCAUGAAUCUUUCACUCUUAUUUGUAAUCUACUCCAUGCUGUGUGGAGAGUGUUUUUGCCCGAGCCAGCUGCUGUUGCUUAUGUCAUGGAAGAAUUGAGCCCAACGCAACUAGCUGUCAAGCAGCUGAAGAAACGCUACCUGGAGGCCUUGCAGAGCAACAACGCUCAGGAAGUUGUUAGCAUUCUGCGCACCAAGAAAAUCGAUAUAGACACUGUACUGGAGGUGGACGACCCUGGCAUGGUUCUGGCUUCUUAUAAACAAGGCUAUUGGCUGCCAGGUUACAAACUGGAGAAGUCCUGGGCGAUGGGCCUUCAUGUUUGCGUGAUGUACAACGCUUUGGAAACUGCACUGGUGCUCCUUCAGGAAGGCGCCGCUGUCAACCGGAUGCCCAACGGGAAGACGCCGCUGCACGUGGCCUGCGAGCUGUCCAGCGCCGAUUUUGUGAGUCUGCUUCUAGCACAUGGGGCAAAGGUCAACAUCUUGUCCCUGAGCGGACAUACGCCGCUGCAUUAUUGCAUCAACAAAGAGUCGAUGGACUGCGCCAAAUUGCUCGUCCUUAAAGGUGCAAAUGUGAGUAUGCCCAGUCAAAACAACGAGGAGGACACACCACUACAUACAGCAGCCAGAUUUGGGAUUCCGGAAUUGGUGGUGCUCUAUUUGGCCCAUGGAGCCCCUGUGGAUUUAAUCAACGCCUUCCGGGAAACCCCACUGCUAACUGCUGCCUUUUGGGCUUUUGAUACCAAACGGCAAACCUACAGCCAAGAUCAUCAUCUCGUCUGCCGGCUACUCUUGGACCACAAAGCAGACGUCAACCUUCAAGAGGAGGACAAUAAAACCGCCCUUCACAAGGCUGCCUGGAACUGCGAUCACAUCCUGAUGCAGAUGUUUCUGGAAGCCGGAGCAGACACACGAGCCAUGGACAUCAACGGCUGCUCUCCCAUCCAGUAUCUCAUCAAAGUGACCGAUGUGAGACACACUGCCUUGCAUGAUAUCUGCUACCAACUCCUGCUCAACUACAAUGCAGCUAGGAUCUACCCACCCCAGUUUCACAAGGUGUUGCAGGCCUGCCACGACUACCCUAAAGUUAUUGAGAUCAUGGUCAACUCGUAUGAACAUCUAAAGCCGACAAGGAAGUGGAGAACUGCCAUUCCAGAUGACUGCUACAAGCGCCACACUGACUUUUACGACUCGUUGUUCGCGGUUUGCUCCAACAAUCCUCGGAGUUUGUUGCAUCUGACCAGAUGUGCCAUUCGAAGCAGUAUGGAAGGCUCCUGCCAAAGAGGUGUCCCGCCGCUUCCGUUGCCCUCAAGUAUUAAGAAGUACUUGUUGCUGGCACCUGAGGGGAUUUUGUAUUGACUAGCUGCCACACUGCUGCAUUACUAUACAGAACGUGUAUUUCUAAGUGUUUGAGAUGAACCCAACCAGCAUGGGCCAUGUCACAAAGUCUUCCAAAUGUAGUGUCAAACAGCUCUCAGUACAAAACGAGGACUGUCUCCUUAAACGCACCGCUAGAGCGCUGACACUUGUGAUAGCACGUAGCGUGUAGUUUCAUGUUUGUUUUUUUUAUCUUGUUUAAACGGUUAUAUUAGGUGAUUUUGCCAAAGAACAGACAAAAAAAAAAAGACACUUUGAACAGUGACAUGACAUUUUGUAUAGGGUUUUUAGGGGGAGUUACAGUAUAGUGAACUACGGCAUUUGAAAUGGAAACAGACAUUCAGAUUUGAGAAAAUAUACAGUACAUAUUCACUUAAAGGAUAUUACUGUGAAAAUAUAUUAACAGAUAUUUGUAGCGGUGAGCCCUCACAAGAAUUUAGGAGGAAAAAGUGUUUAGUUACAAGGCAGAUAAACAGUGGACACUAAAAGGGACCAAAACAUGCCUAGUUAUAUUGGUUACAGAGUUUGUUUUGUUCUUUUAACAAGUGAAGUCAUGAUAAAAACGAGCUAGAAAAGAGACAUUUUGUUUUUCUUGUGAAAAGGCUCAUUGAUACUGUACAUUUUAAUGGCUGUUAAAUGAGGCGAUUUCUAAUAUAUCACUAAAAACUGCACAUUUAUUACUUAGCAUGUUUGCUAUUACAGUAGUUACUUUUAAAGGCCAUUUGUUAUUAAAAAGCACUUGUUCUGCAAUAGGAAAGUGCACAUGCAACUCAAAUACAAUCCUCCACUUUCAAUUACGACAGUACCGACAAAUUACUUAAUAUACAAUACUCAUUUCAAACAAGCACAACGCGUUCUUCCUUCUGGAAUUGAACAUUCUUUGUUGUAUUCAGCAGCAUAAACAUCUCAGCUAGCUGGGUCCUUAUGUGUUCAUAACAAUUUUACCGAUGUUAAAAUACUAAAAUAUGUCACGACUGAGUUUACAUUCAAAGAUUUCUGAAACAUUCAAGUAGCAUUUUGUUCUUAACUGGGCUUGAAAUAGCAAAGCGAGUAACGGAAUUGGAAGGUAUGAUGUGAAAUGUGUGGGUUUUUUUUCCCCCCAAAGGUCUUUAAGCUUUAAAUUGUGUACAAAACUAAUAAUUCAAAAUAUUAUCCAAAACUAUAGAUGUACAGAUUGUGUGUUAUUAAUUGAGCCCUGAUAACUUAUACAUUACUUUAUAUUAAAGAUGCUAAAUGUAAAAUGCAAGGUAGUUGGUCCCGUCAGACUCUAAAUGCCUUAACACCGGUUUACCUGUACUUUCUGAGAAUUAUUGCAAUAAAGUCACCGGUAUCUAAAACUGUUAGUCUGUCAACAUUAAAAACACGUAAGAUAAUAAAGAUUUAUGGUCUAGUUAACUACAGUGAAAGAGAAAAGUGACUGGCUUUUACAAAUAGCACCUUUAAGACAUUAGUUUGUACAAAUUGUCACCUACCUGACUAUAUCGGGUGAUUCAACUUGUGUAAGAAAUAUUGGUGAUUUUGUGAAAACAAAAUAAAAAAAAAAACAACAACUUUUAUAGGGUGUACAUGUAAAAUUGAAAGUAGCAAAUACAUGCUUCUAAUUUUGAAAAAAUCUUGGCUCCUCUGGUUUGAGAUAAAUAAUAAAAUUUGGUUAAAAUCUGUUUGGAACUGGCCAAAUACGUUUACCCACUUGUGAUGUUUAGUUUUUUUUGUUUUCCAGUCCAUCAUGAGUGAGUCCUCUCGCUCCUACCCAGUUUCUUUGGUUCCUUGCUGGGCAUGCACCAAUCGUCGGCCUCUAUGGUGGACUGAUAAUGGCGAAGGGCUGACUUGUUGAACACGGGCAGCCUUUCCACCGACUCAGAUGAAAGCGCCUACGAAACAAUAACUUAGUUAUUAGCUCAAAAAUGGCGAUAGACGUCCAAUCCGUUUGGACUUGGAGGACUAACUUCCAGCUCAAAUGAACUGGACGUGUACUAGUGACAUUUAAAUUCAAAGCAGAACAAUGAAAAGAGCCACAUGAUUGGACAUCUAUCAUCGUCAAUGGCACUUAACCCUUAUCAAUCACAUAAUCAUUUCUGUGAUGUUGACAAAAGGGUACACCAGUUAUCAGCUGCAGAGUGUCUUGUGUUACAUAAGCCUGUGUACGUGAUCAGCUGAUGGUUAUUUUGGACGGAUAGGCUGUUGUCACCUUUAAGUAAAUGACAGCUGAAGUUCCGUAGCCCUCCAUGGAGUAGAGCUGUAGGUCGCCUUGGAAAUACUUGGCAUAGAGACGGGAAAUAGGAAGGCCGUAGCCGAAACCGGCCUGGGGAGAACAGGCACCAUUUGAAGUAGUAACAUAACAACAUACAAAAAUCAAUAAGUAAAUAUGCGACGCGACUGGUAUGAGUCAUUAGCAACUAAUUCGCUUGACAUGACAGUUCAGAUAAAUUCAGUUGUUUCUAAAGAGUAUCCUAAUAUUUUUAAUGAAUAUGAAUAAAGAGUAAAGUUGUUUUAUCGUUUUGAUUUCACAGCAUUUAUUGAUUUCAUUUUUUAGAUUUAUGCAGUCUUGAUUAGUAGCAUGAGAUAUUUGCGACUAAUCGCAUACCCACAGAGUCAUACUAAAUUCAAAAGUACACCUGUAGUCAAAAGUUCAAAAGUUUUGAGACACUUUCGCAUCCUAAUUAACGGUGAAGUGUCUCAAAACCUUUCACGACAGGCCUUGAAUAUACAUCUGUAGUAGGUAUAUCCUGAUCUGAUUUUUGCUCCCGAGUCAGUCUGAGUCAUCUGGUUUUGAGAAUCUGCCGGUCUAGAGUUUGGAUCCGAUACUGGGAAAAAAAAUAUCUUUUUUUGUUCUUAUAUAUUCAUUCAUUCAUUUUUCAUGCUGCUUUAUUAUAUAUACAGUAUUGUCCAAAACACUUUUCUAUCCUUUCCACCACACGAAAUGCCCACUUAGCAAACAUUACAAGUCGUCUCCUUGUUCAAUGGUAAAAUAUUUCGACAAAGAAGACAUUACCACUCUAGCAGCUACCCGUUAAGUUCCCGCGUUAGCUUCUAGAACGUUCCCCUAUUGGGGCUGUUUCCAGGAGUUCCUCUUCCGCUUUUUUGCGGAAGUGUAGCGGAGCACAAAACGUGUAUAUUUUUGUUUCUUUUGGCAAUGCCAUUGCAUUUCUGUAUUAUUUUGUUAAUUUUUAGCCCUUAAAAAUGAAAACAAAUAUUAAAACAACUUUUAAAAUUAAAACCCCGAUCCUUUUCACCCGAAUAUGAUCCCCCGAAAAAUGGCCUGUGCGGCCAGAUUUUUGAUCAUGUGAUUGGAUUGGGGACAUUCCUAAUCAAUCGUUAUACCCAAAUCCAUCCUGACUUCCCUCUUCCUGUCCAUCGAUAUAGCUCCUCGAUAAAUGAAGUCUUACAGUGGUAAAUAUAAGAAGCACACUCUUAAGUGAGCCUAAAAAAUGCUCAACUUUUUCUUUGGCGGCUCUAAUGUUAAUGUGCAAUUAUAAUAAUUAAUUUGUGAGUUCACUCCAAGUUAACUUGCCCAGCCUUUAUUUACUUAUUUAAUUUCUUAAAUUGACUUUUAAUGUCUCAAUCAGAUACUGGGUUUUAUGAGCACAACAUUACAGUUUAUAUAGCGUUCUGAAAGUACUUUAUGCAGGUAUCGUGCUGGACUCAAAGACUUUUUUGUAUCAAAAUUAAAGGUGUGUGAAAUUUCCGAUUCUUAGAAUAUUCGCGAUUCGGCCGCUGAAGAUUCGUGAACGAGUCACAAACAUCCAAAUUCUGAUUAUUUAAAUAUGCUAAGUAAAGUGGAAUGAAAACUUCUUCUUCGGGACGCAAUGAGAAACGGACACAUCCACAACUCGUGCCGCUAGAUAAAAAAACACCGACAGCCGCUGCAAACAACACCUAGUUGCUAUAAACGUUGCCACAAACUACGCCCACAUAAUGCUACGGUAGAUAUCACAUGUAUAUAAAACUAGAUGCGAAAUGACAGACUUGGCGGCGUUAGCAAAUUUAUAGAAAACUAGAUGCAAAAUGACACACUCGCCGGUGCUAGUAAACAGCCGCCAUGUUAAGGCAGUAGACCUCUCAGGAAGGCUCUGUUGUACUGAACCUUCCGAGCGAACUAAUUAACAUUUUAUCAAAAAUGCUCCUUAAUCGGCAAAAUCUUGACUUGAAUAUAUCUUUAAAUGAUGAAACAGUUUUAAAAAUUUCACAUGUCAAAACUAGAGGGAAGGGAAAUUAUGGAAUAACAGGAGCAAUUUUAGCGGUUGAUUCACAAUAUUAAAUUAAUGUAGUUUAAAGCUGCUGAUACAGAAAGGGGACUUGAGUAUUUUAUUUACAGUUUUGAACUGUUAACUUGAUACUGAAGUAGUUGUUCAUUUAAGCCUGACAGGAUUUUUGUACAAUUUUUGCAACUAAUGUACAAAACAUUAAAAACAGCUAAUAGCUGGGGGGGGGUGCAUCAAUAAUCAAUUCAUAAUCGAAUUGUAUCCUCUGAGUUGUAAUCGAAUCGUGAGGUGCCCCAAGGUUCCCACCUCUAAUCAUAACAACAUUUACUUGAAACCCAAAAAAAAAAAAAACUUCAGUUCAAAUAAGGCAAACUGAUAAAUAGUUAGAUAUUGCCCGAAGCAACUGCCUUGCAUUUGUUACAUUUUAAUCCAGUGAACUCUUGCCACGUGCAUCCUUUCAUAAUUUAUAAGCAGUGUGACUCUCACCAGUGGUGCGUUACGAGAGUUGUCUAUAUGUACAGGGCUAGGAGCUGUGGAGUACAUAUAGCUGAAUAGCCGCUCAAUUUUCCUCAGCGGGACGCCACCGCCUCUGUCAGACAUCUAAAAAUAGUGUACAUAGUAAAUAUUGCCUGUAAAGAACUAUGACAAGUUUAUUGCUGCUUCAGUAAGUGCCACAUAAACCCAUUUACCUUGAUAGUCAGGUCCUCAGUGCCCAGUGAGACGCGCACUUUGAUGGCAGGCAGCGUUGGGCUUGUCUCGUGGGUUUCCACUGUUGCUCGCAUCGCAUUCUGCAAAAGGUUAGCAAAGUAAUUAGCAAAAGAAAACAUGCUAAGGUGUGUUGUUGGUGGUUUUAAUGCACCGUACCUUGAAGAGCUCAAAUAGCAUAUGGUAAAGGUGUGACGGCACAUAAACAAUGUGGACAGGCUGCUCUGGAGUUUUGGCUGUAUAACAUAAAAAAUAUAAACCAUAGACUUCAUAAUGGAUUGACGGCUCAGAUCGGUCAUGCACUGCACCUCACAUUCAAGUAGGGGGGCGCCCACAUCAAGAUGAGCUAUUCACACACGCACGCAGCGAUCUAAUGCCGGAUUUCUAUUGAAAAAGUACGAAAGCUGUACCGCAUACAAACAGGAAGGACUGUCUCAGGAGUGAUUUGUUCGAGGAUUCAAGGUAACUGUUAUAUUUUUUGUACCAUGCAUGCAUUUUUGAAACGUUGUGAAAAAAAUUCAAUGGGAGAAAUUAGCCGCUACUGCAUUGGCAUCAUAGUUCGCAAUACUUACGUAAAAUAAAUGCUAACUGCACUUUUUUUGUUGUUGUUGUUGCUUUUAACCAAGAAUCAAGACUGUUUUACGUCCAGAUCUGAAAAGAAUUUGUGGAUUUCAGCAUUCAUUAACAAGAAUUUUCACCGGAAAAGCUCUGUUUACAUCAGGUGACCGCUAGCUACAUUCACUAACAGAAUAGCCUAGUACAUUUGCGUAAAAUAAACGCUAACUAAUGAAUGAAUGCAUGUUGUUGUUUUCUUGCUUUUAACCAAGAAUCGAGAACGUUUCACUUCCAUACCUAUAAAAAAUUCGGGGAUUUAAGCAUUUAUUCAAAAGAAUUUUCACCGGAAAAGCUCUGUUUGUAUCAGGCGGCCGCUAGCUACAUUCACUAACAGACUAACAUUGUACUUUGACAUAUUUACGUAAAAUAAACGCUAACUGCACGUUUUUUUUUUUAUUUUAACCAAGAAUUGAGACUGUUUUACGUCCAUAUCUAUAAAGAAUUCGGGGAUUAAAGCAUUUAUUCACAAGAAUUUUCAACGAAAAAAAGCUCUUUGUGAUUCCACUCGGUCAGCUUUGACGGCCUCGCCAACAAUGCAGGCCCCCUAUUCAUCGGCCACCGUGAGUACAUUAUGAAGUCUAUGUAUGAACAUUUUUAAUGCUAUAAUGUAUAGAAAAAAUGAGUAUUUAAGACUUACAGUUUACUUGUGUGAUUUCCAUAUCUGGUGAGGUAAGGUAAUACUGCUCACACAGCAUUUUUGAUGUUUCAUAAGCAUCUACAUGGACAAAAAAAUAGCUGUCACUAGCAGAAUAAGGGAAGUUAUGGCGACAAAAUAUAUUAAGAUAAACACAUAAGCAUGUAUCAUGGUUUCAUUUUCAAUUCAACUUGUUAACACAACAUGCAAACCCAAGAAAUUCCACUCAUAAAUCGCCCGAUAACAUGUUUUGACUCGGUGCUCUUUAUAUAUCAACUAUAAAAAUAUUAAAUUCAGAUGCUAAUCUGUACAAGCACCCAACUGUUGUGUGGAUGUUUAAAAGAGAAACUCAGGACCAUCAUUCAUUACCUUUUAUGACCUCCACAACGUCACAGGUGGGAUCGAUGCUGCCGAUAUGCUUGGGGUGCGCCGGGUUCACGCUGCCGUCAAAGAUUAAUGCUACAAAAACAAUUCCAAUUUUUAACCUUCAUACACACUGUUCUUUGCCUUAUCUGUAAUCAUACAGCACAGACCUUUAAUGCCAUAAAAACCUAUACAUAAUGGACCUGAAAAUAACACGAGUGUGAGGAUCAACUCACUGAUAAUCACCAAGUGCUAUACUGACUGUGCUGGUUCAUGAGCAUGCGUGUGGAGAUGCGGCUCAUGUAGAAGCGAUCCAGAAAGUACUGGACGUUCUGGUUGGUCACGGGGUCCACUCCAAAGGCCUCCUUGAACUCCACCACACCCUGAGCCAUGGUGGGCACCACGUUGUUGUGUCGGUUGCGGAUCUUGAUUAGGGUUUGCGUGAAGCUGAGGACAAAGACAUAAUGGAACAACAGUCACUAUUAUUGAAAGUUGCUUUUUAAAAAAAAAACGACAGUACACACAAACAUGGAAGAUACAUACUGAUUUACAGUAACAUUUAAAAUGAUUACUGUACUAAACCCAUGGCAUUAAACUACAGUCAGCGCGUGCACGUGUGUUUGAGUGAAUGCGCUGUAAAUGCCUUACUUUGUCAGAAUGUUCUUAUCGUCUGGAUCGCACUCUAAAAACUCUACAAGCUCCAGCAAACUCUGUGAAUACCUGGGAAGCAAAAAGAAGAAACAAAACAUGAAGCUAUUGAAAUACUUUAAACUUAAAUGAAGCUUAAACUGUCAAACAAAGAUUUGCAGGCUAGCAAAUGCAAAGCUUGCAGAGUCACACACUUGAGUGCUGAGGAAGUAGGUGAAAGUUGAACAAUACAACAUCGCGAUUGGGCUGCCCAUCAACUGACCCUUAAUUUAUUUCCUGUUUUGGAAACAUGUGGUGACCUAAAAACUAUUCUCAUGCAGUGAAUAAAAACAACAAGACUCUAUUGCGGUUCUCAUUUACAUCAGCAUGUGAGCUGUGAUGGUGACCAAAAACCACAGUGCAGCAAGCAUGUGGGCCAAAUAUACAUACAUACAUACUGGACAUGCCAUGAAGGAAGUGGGGGAAGCAUGCUGACAGUUGUUUUCUUGUUGAAAGGAUUUCACGUGACUUGUGCACAAACACGUAACAGAUAGUGAUGACAAAAUAACUGUCAGACUAGGGCAAAGUCUGUCGUGGAGUAUUACCCUCGAAUUUGUUAAUGUUACGAUAAUGGGAGCACUAAAAUAGAAACAUGACAAGUCCAUGCUAAACUAGCUAAGGUUUAAGCACAGUUCGUGAUGGCUGUAUUGUAGCUUUACAUAAAAAAUAAAAUAUAUAUAUGGCGGAAAACACUCAGGUGACUUGAAGUUUUAUGGGUGAAACAUGGUAAUUUAGCAAGGGUUGCGAUGCAGAAAUCGCAGAAAUCAGGCAGUGGUCGAGUUUAUUUUUCAUAUAUUUACCCUUUUAAACGUUUCUUUUUCAAUUUUUUUUUUGUUUGGGUCGAUUAUUUAUCAUCUAUCAUAUCGGCGAAAUGCGACAGUAAUACAAUUAAGCGAUAGUUAUGAGGUAGAUAUCCGUGACUUUUUUACAGACGCCAUUUUUUUCCAUUGUGAAAUAAUUUGUUUAAAGUUUAAAAUAUGUGAGUGAAUAAUUUUUUAAAGUCGUUUUUUUUUUUAAACGAAAUAUGAGACAUCAAUUAAUGAUUGUAAGCUAAAAACGACAGACAUUUUGAAUAAUAAAUAUAAUUAAUUACCUUCGUUUUAUGGCUGGGUUGAAACAAAAGCGGUUGCGCUAUGUCUGUAAACGGGGGUUUUCAGGGUAAAACGGACAAAUUAAAAAUAGUUCGGGGGCUUAAUGCGCCAUGAAUCUGCUAUGGCAGCAUAUAGACAUGCUGUUCUAUCGAACAACAGUUUUUUUGGCUUCAAAUACAGCAGUUUCUUUUAUUAAAGAGGAGUGCAAGAGCAGAAACUGCUUUUUCAGUCUUGUCUGUGUUUUCCGCCAUAUAUAUUUGUAUCUAUACACACCAUAGACUUCAUAAUGAUAUUGACGGGUCACAUCCAUCAUACACUGCGCCUCGCCUUCAAGUAGGGGGCCUGCCCACAACAAGAGGAGUUAUUUACAAACACGCACGCAGCGAUCUAACCCCGGAUUUAGGUUGGAAAAGUACGAAAGCUGUACCGCAUACAAACAAGGAUUGUGUCAGGAUUGAUUUGUUCGAGGAUUCAAGGUAAUCAUUAAAUUUUUCGUACCAGGCAUGCAUUUUGAAAAAUUGUGAAAAAAAAUCAAUGGGAGAAAUUAGCCGCUAUGGCAUUGGCGUCAUAGUUCGCGAUAUUGAAGUAAAAUAAAUGGUAACUGCAAGUUUUUUUGUUUUUUUUUUGCUUUUAACCAAGAAUCGAGACUGUUUUACGUCCAUAUCUUCAAAUAAUUCAGGGAUUUAAGCAUCUAUUCACAAGAAUUUUCAACAGAAAUAGCUCUUUGUGAUGAUAAGGCGGCACUACAGUGGCCUAAAGACUAGCAGCACAUUCGACAUAUUUACGUAAAAUAAAUGCUAGCUGCCCGGUUCUUUGCUCUUUUAACAAAGAAUUGAGACUGUACGCCCAUAUCUAUAUAGAAUUGAGGGAUUUACACAUUUAUUCACAAGAAUUUUCAGCGUAAAAAGCUCUUUGUAUUUCCACUCUAUCAGCUUUCACGGCGAUAGGCCCAUUAUUAAUCAGCCCCGCUCCCCGUCAAUAUCAUCAUGAAGUCUAUGUAUAUACACAAAUGAACUACAAGUAAACCAAAAAUUUGAAUGGGCGGUAGUCUGACAUACAGCAAUUCUGAGUUGAUUUGCUGAUAUUUUCAAGUAUUACAAUGACUGGACUUGCUCAAGUGUCAUGACUUGACAUGACUCACCAUAUGAGGUAUCAAAUUUAGUACUGAAAUCAAUGCAAUUCACGGUCUUGAGAUGACUAGGGAGUAUAAUAAAACAUCUGCAAAUUGAGUUCACAAGUUCACAAUUGAGUCACAAGUCACUGACUUAAUAUUAUGUUUGCGGUCUGCUUAAAUGUUUGUUAUCAAACCCAUAUGCAAGCAUGUACCUUGAUAUGGGUGUGUACAGACUAGAGCUGUCCCGACUAGUCGACGUAGUCGACGUCAUCGAUGACGUAAAUCCGUCGACGAGCACAACAUGCCGUCGACGGUUAAUGAAGGGUUAAAAAAAUAUAUGCGUGGAAAGUUAGAAUGUCGGAUGCUCUGUUUGCAAGCGGGGAAAGCGGCACAAAGCCAAAAAAAGCGCACCAGAGUGUCCAAAACAUUGACUUAUUUCAAAGAAACAAAGGAGAGUACACUCUUCUGUCCUGUCUCUUCAGUGCCAAGCUUGACUGCACGUCGGCCGUGAAUAAACACCUCAAGCGCCAUCACGCAGUUUGUGUUUUUUUUUUUUUUUCAUUUUUUGUACACCAGAGGGUGCUGUCGCCUUACUAAAUAAUAAUGUUUCAUUGACAAUGGGCCUAUAAGUGCUAUUAGUAUUGUUCUUAAUGCUAAUUGAAAGAUUUAUUUCAUGUUAUGGUUUAUUUUAUGGUAUAGAAAAUUAUAUAAGGUUAAAAGGUCAUAAAUAUAUACAGUAUAUACAGUGAUUGCACUCAAGGGAGAGAUUGUCAAUGAUAAGGUAAUAAGGUAAAGGCAAUUCAUAUAGGCAAUUCAUUGAUAUAUAAAUAAGGUUUAAAAGGAAAAAGGUGAAAAGUUUUUGUUAAUUUCCUAUUGUGUUGCUUUAUUUGUGUGCACCGUACCUCUUACAGUGUGUUUACAUCAAGGAUGGAAUAAAAGUUGUAAACCAUCAGUUUAAGAGACCAUCUUUUCAAUCGGGAUGCUACACAAGU
Messenger RNA from Corythoichthys intestinalis (scribbled pipefish), 12016 nucleotides. RefSeq names its product ankyrin repeat and SOCS box containing 4 (gene asb4). Gene Ontology annotation, molecular function: protein binding. The coding region runs from base 324 to 1595 and encodes 423 amino acids. The transcript is spliced from 6 exons. The record is from RefSeq and is a predicted model, not a curated record. Gene Ontology annotation, cellular component: nucleus; cytoplasm. Gene Ontology annotation, biological process: intracellular signal transduction. Lineage: Eukaryota; Metazoa; Chordata; Actinopteri; Syngnathiformes; Syngnathidae.